Molecule: messenger RNA, 1408 nt
Organism: Hemicordylus capensis (graceful crag lizard)
Lineage: Eukaryota; Metazoa; Chordata; Lepidosauria; Squamata; Cordylidae
Gene: HIGD2A
Product: HIG1 hypoxia inducible domain family member 2A
Exons: 2
Coding region: 109-420 (103 amino acids)
Biological process (GO): mitochondrial respirasome assembly
Cellular component (GO): mitochondrion
Source: RefSeq, a predicted model, not a curated record
CCAGAGCAGAGCAUGUGAUCUUGCGUGUACGGUGGCGGAAGAGGGUCAAUACAGUUCGAGGGAAGCUAUACGUCACCUUUCUCGCUUUAGUUCCUGGUGUGGGUGACCAUGGCUCAGAAGACACCACCCCCCUUUGACCCCAGUCGCCCCCCUUUGAUUGAAGGCUUCACGCCAACCUCCUUCCAGUAUAGCGAAGAGGGAAUCGGAGACAAAUUCCUUCGCAAGAGCCGCGAGAACCCGCUGGUGCCCAUUGGCUGCCUUGGCACAGUAGGAGCCUUGACCUAUGGACUCGUUAACUUCAAGAGGGGCAACACCCGCCAAUCCCAGAUGAUGAUGCGGGCACGUAUUGCAGCUCAAGGCUUCACCAUUGCAGCCCUGUUGGUGGGUGUGGUGGUUACAGCACUGAAGCAAAAGAAGUGAAAUUACUGCCAGUGUGCAGUAGUAUGCAGCUAUCCUGUGUCUUGCAGGGUAGGAAUGAGUUCUCUUGCCCUGGAGAGCACCUUCACUGCAUCUUGCAGGGCAAUGAAUUGGUGCUACUUUUGGAGUGGCCAUCAGAUGCCAAAGGGUUCCAGACUUUUUAAAUAGCACUGUUAAUAUAUGCAAGUGAUUCAACCUUGUCCACUGGUGUAUAAGAUCCCGCCCCCCUAGUCCAUUGAUGCAACCUUGUGUUAGGGCCAGCAUUACUGACAAAACCAAUAUAUCAGAGUAGCUAGCAUUUGUGAAAGCUUAUUGGGAGGGGUGAUUUUAUUACUUUGGUGGCAAUUGCAUGGUUCCACACACAUUGUAAAUGCACACGCUAAUUAUAGGGCCUUUAAUGCUAGGGGGACAGUUCCACCAGCUCUUUCUUUCUAAGCUGUAUUCACUUCCAUGUAUAAGAAGAUAAACGGCAUCUCUUUCUUAAUCUAUUAACUGUAUUCCUGUUUCCACUUGCUGAACUGCAACAAAAUUGUAAGCUUUCUCUCUGUUCUUACCAGAUUCAGUCUCUGUAUAUGCUGCCCCUGUACAUGCUGGCAGCUGUUUCUUUUUUCUGAACAAAUCUGUGCCAGCUUUUAACCAGCUGCAGUGAAUUUCUAGGCUGCCGGAUUGAAAAGGAGGGGUAGGCAAAAGGAAAGUACUUCCAUGCGGUGUCAAAGGGUAAUGCAGCUCAAGCUUGCAUAAAGUUUGUGUUUGCCCAGUAGUUUGUGGCUGACAAACGGGUUGUGACAGUGAAGUUUUUACGAGGAGAUAAAAAAAAUCCUGAUGCAGAUUGCAGGGCGGGGGCAUGAUGGAAAUAAAACGGAUGUGCAGCUUAGAAUGCAUGGUGUAAGUGAAGAUGUAUGAAGUGGAGUGAGUGGGAAAAUGUUAUUUCCAAAGCACUGUUUCACAGACAAGUCAUAUCAUGAAUUAAUUAUAAUGGUGGCUGUUCAUA